Molecule: messenger RNA, 756 nt
Organism: Symbiodinium necroappetens
Lineage: Eukaryota; Dinophyceae; Suessiales; Symbiodiniaceae
Source: the annotation of a GenBank genome assembly
AUGGAGUCCGCGGCGCUGAUUCAAACGCGAUCGACAAACAGCCGGACUGUGUCCAAGAGCACGAAUGUGGGCAACCAGACAGUCAACAAGGCGUCGCGGGCAAAUGUGUCUGAAGAUGAGCCACCGACUUCUUUCGAAACGGCUGUGUCACAGACCAUUUUCGGCAACAGACAAACGGAACAUGCAGUAAUGGUGGCGGUCAUGCUCUUGAUUGGCAUUGCAGCCUUCGAACUUGUCCACUUGGAUUGCACCGGGGUGGACCUGACAUCUCCGUUUCAUUUGUUCGACGACGUUCAAAGGCAGCAGUCGCAAGCCAAAGAAGGACCUCUCAGAGGAGCCAUGCGCCUGUGGAAGUUGUAUCUAACCGAGCGGUGGAGGCUAAGUGCUGUUUGCAUCGGGCUGAUCAGCGCCAUGAUCCUGAUGCACCAAUAUGCAAACCUGUUGCUGGUGGACUGGGCAGACAAGUUCUGGGGAAAAUUGUCUGACUGGAACUCGGCCAAGGAUGGCAUGAUGCAUUGGUACCAGCUCCAAGCGCUUUGCGCACAGUUCCUGAUGUAUGCUCUCAUGGCACUCUUUGCGACGGCCUACCGCUACUACUUGACUUCCAUGUUCGUGUUGUUGGUGCGCGAGAACGUCACAGAGCGCUAUACCUCGAAUUGGCUGUCCGACUUCAGUUCCUACAGGCUGGAAUUGACGAAGGGACAAGAUGGUGCGGACGCUAGCAAUCCAGACCAGCGAAUCCAGGAGGAUGUGCAG